Molecule: messenger RNA, 1795 nt
Organism: Anolis sagrei ordinatus
Lineage: Eukaryota; Metazoa; Chordata; Lepidosauria; Squamata; Anolidae
Source: RefSeq, a predicted model, not a curated record
UCCGGGGCGGGGCUGAGGAGCAAGAGGUUGUCUCUCUCUCUCCCUCCCUCUCGGUCUCUCUCUCUCUUUCUUUCUUUCUUUCUCUCUCUCUCUCCCUGGGUCGCGAUGCCUCCGGGGGGUCCGGGGCCCUUGGGGGGCCACUGCACUUCCUCCUCCUCCUCCCAGUGAUCCCCUGCCAAGCCAUGUCCCGCAAGAAGAGCCCCAAAGGCAAGGGGUCCUCCUCCUCUUCCUCCUCCUCUUCCUCCUCUUCCGCAGCCCCUUCCUCUUCCCUGCCGGAGCCCCCAGGAGCCAAAGGGGCCCCUCCUGCUACAGCCCCACCGAAGCCCUCCAACGGGGGGCCCCUCGGCAGACCCUCCCUCAGCAACAGCGGGGAGUUCUAUGACCUCGCCUUCAAGGUGAUGCUGGUGGGAGACUCCGGUGUUGGCAAAACCUGCCUCUUGGUUCGGUUCAAGGACGGUGCUUUCCUGGCUGGGAGCUUCAUCUCCACCGUCGGGAUCGACUUCCGGAAUAAAGUGUUGAAUGUGGACGGCGUGAAAGUAAAGUUGCAGAUCUGGGACACAGCCGGUCAGGAGCGUUUCCGCAGCGUCACUCACGCAUACUACAGGGAUGCUCAUGCUUUGCUGCUGCUUUAUGAUGUCACAAACAGAGCCUCCUUUGACAACAUCCAGGCCUGGCUGACCGAGAUCCACGAAUACGCCAAGCAGGACGUGGUGCUGAUGCUGCUGGGAAACAAGGUGGACUCAACCCAGGAGCGGGUGGUAAGGCGAGAAGAUGGAGAGAAACUAGCCAAGGAGUAUGGUGUGCCCUUCAUGGAGACCAGCGCCAAGAGCGGCUUGAAUGUCGACUUAGCCUUCACAGCCAUCGCCAAGGAGCUGAAGCACCGGUCGCUGAAGCUGCCCCACGAGCCGCGCUUCAAGCUCCACGACUACGUCAAGAAGGAGGUGAAGGGCGCUGGUUGCUGCCGGUCGUAAACCCUGGUGGUGCAUCAUGUACAGAGACUCGCAACGUGCGCCGUCUGCCCCACUCCUCUGUUUCUCCUUUGUGUCUUGUCCUUCCAUCCGUCUGUCUGUCUAGGUGGAAAAGGGGACGUGGGGAAGCAGGCGGGGUGUGCUGCCUCUUUUCAGAGCAGCCAGGUAAAUACCAUUUUUAAAAGAAGACUAUUGCGUCCUAUGCGCAUUGCACACAAUACUAAAACAAAUGGGGUUUUUGCACACUUCCCAUUUGUUUCUGCUGCGUUUUCUGGUGGAUUGGGAAUCUUGUCCCUUUUGCUUUCCUUAGUGUCUGUUUAUUCCCCAGCGAUUUCCGUUUCGGGAUUUGCACAAACCCCUAAAACUCUGGUAUUGAUUGCCUUUUAAAACUUUGUUUUUAACAUUGUGAUGCGUGCCAAACUACGUCUCCCAUCACCCGAAGCAAGAAAGGAGGGCAGAAUUGCUAUAUAUUUUUUGGCUUUUUGUUUUAGCUGGCUGUGCUCUCAGUCUGUGGGAGAGAAGCCUAUAAUAGCCAAGCCAUUUAAGGCUUGGUUUGGAGGGGUUUCGUCCCUGAAGCCAAAGGCUUUGGAUGUGCAAUGCAGAGAAAGCUCUUUUUUGUAUAUUUGAAAUAACUGUAUUUUUAAAUACAUCUUGCACCAUUCAGUUCUCUAUAACCUUUUUGCUGCAGCUCUUGUGGUUGUCCUUGGAUAUUGGAACGCCUCUCUUUUUUAAAAAAAUAUUUCCGAAGCCUUGUAAGAGGGAAAUAACCAAAUUAUCUGUUUGAAAAAAGUGCAGGAAGUGAAAUAAAACAAAGCAAAGAUGAGGAA